AUGGAUCGCAGCCAGGAGCGAGGGGUGAUUGCGCAUAAUGUCCAAAACGUCCUCAAGUUAUUUCGGAACGUUGCCACAUCAUUGAAGCAGGACACCAAGUCCUUCGAUGACCAGUGCGAGUCUUACAGCUUGUGCAAACUACUUCCAACUUUCGAGAAUGAGAUCACCCGCUUCAAGAUGUGGGCUGGCAACCUAGCCGCUCACCAGAGCGGCCAAGCUUCACUCGAUCACCGGCUGAGAGAGGCGCCUCAUGUACAGGAACAGGUUGUCUACCUUCUCCUUGACAUAUCCGAGUCUCUGGGAGAUACUAUGGUCCUCAUUACGCAUCGUAAAUCUCCUAUAAAUAUCGAGAAUAAGCAGGAUGAGCCAGCAUUUCCGCAAGAAAGCCUCAGUCAAGGCAACCAAGACGAUUUCACUGACUCGGAUCUCGAAGACGAUGAGGAUGUCUCGCCAGAAACAAGAUUAUCGUCACUUCUUACGGAUAUUUGCGAGGCCAUUGAUUGUCUGCUACGACUCUCUGUCGCCAUCGCCAAUCCAGCACCACAUGAGAGGUUCCGAAAGCUCGGCGCUGGCCUAUCUGAGGACGUAUCCUUCUACGAGGCACACGAUAUUCGCUACGUCAGAGACAAGUUCCCUAAAGCCAACAAAGGCUUAUCUGAUGUUCUGGGGAAGUUCAUCACCCGCCGACGCCAGUUCUUCAAAUAUCGCGAGGCACACCAUGCCAAGUUGGCGGCAGGCCUGGACCAGGAGGCCCAGAAGGACACGAGCCGGACAGAGAUUAUCCCGAAAACCGUGGCAUCUUCGCUUGCGGAGCACUUCAAGGGAACCACAGUGAUUGAUGAGGACAACCGAUCCGAUACGGCCAUCUCGGAGACGUCGUAUGCUACCUCGGCCGGCUUUCUGAUGCAAGAGGACGGACGGAUGAAGCCAGCUCCCCCACUCAAGGUUCCUCCCCCGCCGCCCGAGGCGGAGAAGGGUGCUUUUGAGUGUCCAUUCUGUUACAGAAUGGUAUCUGCUCGUACCCGAAGAACAUGGAAGCGCCACGUUUUUGGGGAUUUGCGGCCGUACACUUGUCUCUUCUCGCGGUGUGCCGAAUCAAACACCGACUUUGAUCGACGUCACCGAUGGCAGCUCCAUGUCACCCAGUAUCACUGGCGGGCAUGGUCUUGUCCCUUCAAGUGCAGGGGCAUGUUCCCCUCUUCAAUGGAACUCGAGGAUCACAUUCGCCAUCAGCACCUACCAGACGCAAACAACGAGCAUCUCAAAGCCGUGGUAGCUCGUGGUGAAGUGCCUGUGCCAUACGAUUUUGCUAAGGAAUGUCCGCUUUGUGGGCACAUCGUUUCUAGCUCGAAUUCUUAUAUCAAGCACGUCGGCCGACAUAUGGAACAGCUUGCUUUGUUCGCUCUUCCAGAUAUGAGGGACGAGGUGCCAGAGGAUGGCGCUGAAAGUGACGAACAGAAUGAUGUAGGAUCCGACAUUCAUGUCGGAUCGGUGGGCUCUGGCAUUUCCGGGUUUUCUUCGCAUCAGUCUGAUGAGCAACUCAACGGGGCGGGUGAUCAGGUGGAACAAGAAGUUCAGUCUAGGGAGCGGGAGGAGUCUAAAUACAGUAUCCGAGCUGCAGAGGACAACAGCGAACGUGGUGUGGGUGAGAGAAGCGAGCAUGAGCAUGACCCGCCACACCGAGAGGCAAACGACCCAUCAACAGAGAGAGAUGACAGUCCAGAUCAACCACUAGAAGGACCCCAGACGUUGCAGCAAGACACCAGAAAUGUAACAAACGAAGUCAUAAAGGAGCAGAAAUUCAUUUUAGGAACGGACGAGUCGUCAAAGGAAGCACGCGGGCCCAACACGGGAGCUAGUCCUACGCCACAAAACCGUCUUCUCUCAAGCGCUUUGGGAUUUGGCACUAUUGCGACCCAGCUCGAUGAGCUCCAGAGCUUCCAAUAUGCCAAGGAAGAUUACUUGAAAGCCUGCGACCUCCUAGAUCAGGCCUUACAGAUGACAUGGAGUAGCGAAAACAAGGGCACAAUUCAGUCAAUUCGGCAGAGGUACAUGACCCGUAUCGCUAAAAUAGAAGAAAUGCUUCCUAAACAGAACGCAAGUGUUGAAUCUAAGGCAGCGUCAGGGGCUGAACAGCCAGCUCGCCCAGUUUUCAGACGGUCGAACUCCGAGGCCAUUUCUGGAAACCCGUCUCCGUCACCACGGCUCGAGAAGGUUAGCAUGGGCGAGCCUGGGGAAGGCUCCAGGGCCCCCAUGGAGAGAAUUAUGACCGGGCAGCAGGGCCCCAUCAAUUCCAUCGACCCGCACGACGCACCAGAACCAGUUGUGCAGGGCGCUCAACCGGUCUUCACACGCAUGUCUCGCAAGCAUCUGUCUAUUGAGACAUUGCGGACGUUCAGCGUUGACUUUGACCUCGAUCCAGAUCCUGAGUAUGUGUUGAUCAAGCGUUGGGUGCCUGAGUGGGAACAAGACCAGAUGUGGAAGCACACGAAAUUGACCCGUGAGGCACGCGGCGAGCGUUUCUUGUCAGGGGAAUGGAAGGCCCAAGAUGAUAAUCCUGAGAUACCCUCCGGAGAAAUCUCGUCAAGAUUCGAAGAGGGAAUGGCCACGCCAACUACGGAAAACGGUGCUGCUCCGCCACCAUCGCCCCAGAUUAUUCGAGGACCAAAGAUCGAGCGAGAGAUCAUUACGCAUUACAGAGAUAUAGAUCAUGGGAUGCCAAAAGCCAGCUCUUCUAAAGGUUAUACCUGUGGCAACUGUGACAAGACCUUUUCUCGGGCAGAUCAUCUAAGGCGACACGAGCUGAGUCACAUCGAGCCAGGUUUCCCUUGUGACUUUCCCGAUUGCGAUAAAGCGUUCUAUCGAAAGGACCUAUUAGAUCGCCAUAUUCAGAGGCACUGCGCUGCACUUGCGAGGCUCACAAAGAUGGGUAUGGGCCACGCGAACCCUUUCACGUAUCAGUUAUUAGCAAGAGAGCCAAGGAGGAAUAGAGCCAAGAACCGGGGCCAGAGUCAUGGAGCCACUAUGGCCGCUGCCCUCCGUAAAGAGAAGGCCAAGGCCUCGGAAGCGCUAAUCAGAGCUAUGGGGGAGAAAGGGUCAACUGAAGUGAGGGCUACUCGUCUCGAGCCCCGACUGCGGGCCCACGGCCAAUGGCUGUGCUACCUCUAA
Fusarium vanettenii 77-13-4 is the source of this 3168-nucleotide messenger RNA. RefSeq lists its product as uncharacterized. The transcript has 8 exons. The record is from RefSeq and is a predicted model, not a curated record. Lineage: Eukaryota; Fungi; Ascomycota; Sordariomycetes; Hypocreales; Nectriaceae. The coding region runs from base 1 to 3168 and encodes 1055 amino acids.